CUGGGCUUUUACUUAUUUUUACCCUUUCGUCUAAGGAAAAUUUUUAGAUUACAAACGAGAGAGCAUAUAAAUAAUUAAAAUGAAAAGAAUAACCAUUGGAGCGCAUUUGGGGAGGUCAAUCUACAAUAUACCGUAUCUGAGCCAAAUACCGACUCAUCGCAUUUGGAUGUCUGGAUUAAAUUUGGCCCAAGCAAAUGCUAUGCGUCUACCGAUUGGGGCUUGGAAGGGGACACAGAUUUCUACACCGUCUUUUAUACAUGGGGUAAAUGGUGUUAUGAUGUCAAAGAAAGCGUCUACCAAAAGUGGUCCUCCGAAAGGAAAUCAUCCUGCAGGAGAUGCUCCAAAAGGUGCUGGCCCUCCCAAGGUAGAUCCACCCAAUAGUGGCGGUCCACCCAAAGUUGAUCCCCCAAGGACGGGUGGCCCUCCAAAGCAAGCCAAGGGAGCUAAGCCACCACCUCCACCCAAGACACCACCGCCUGGGACGCCACCACCACAGACCAAAACCAAGUUUGGCCCGCUAGCUGAUGCAGAUCGUAUCUUUAACAAUCUUUAUGGUCGCCACGAUUGGCGUUUGAAAGGCGCUCAAAAACGUGGAGAUUGGUACAAGACCAAAGAGAUUCUCCAGAAGAAUCACUUGUGGAUUAUCAACGAAAUGAAGACGUCGGGUUUGCGUGGACGUGGUGGUGCUGGUUUUCCCAGCGGUCUUAAGUGGUCCUUUAUGAACAAGCCGCCAGAUGGAAGGCCUAAAUUUUUGCUAGUCAAUGCCGAUGAAGGAGAACCGGGCACUUGUAAGGAUCGCGAGAUUUUACGCCAUGAACCGCAUAAAUUGGUCGAGGGUUGCCUAAUAGCUGGCCGUGCCAUGGGAGCCAAUACUGGAUACAUCUAUAUCAGGGGCGAAUUCUACAACGAGUGCUGCAAUUUGCAAUAUGCCAUCACCGAGGCCUACAAGGCAGGUUUUCUGGGCAAGAAUGCUUGUGGAUCGGGAUUCGAUUUCGAUCUUUAUGUACAUCGUGGAGCUGGCGCCUAUGUUUGCGGCGAGGAGACUUCUCUCAUUGAAUCACUAGAAGGAAAGGCGGGCAAACCACGCAAUAAACCUCCAUUUCCGGCAGAUGUUGGAGUAUUCGGUUGUCCCUCCACUGUGACGAAUGUCGAAACGGUGGCCGUUGCUCCGACAAUCUGUCGUCGUGGUGGCAAAUGGUUCGCCAGCUUUGGACGCACUCGAAACUCGGGGACAAAACUCUUUAACAUAUCCGGUCAUGUUAAGAACCCGUGCACCGUUGAGGAGGAGCUAUCAAUGCCGACGCGUGAAAUUAUCGAGAGACAUGCUGGCGGAGUUUUGGGCGGUUGGGACAAUCUUUUGGCCAUUAUCCCGGGAGGAUCAUCUACACCCUGCAUCCCUAAGGAAUCAGCCAGCAUAGCAAUUCAUGAUUUUGACGGACUUAUGGCUGUUCGCUCAUCCAUGGGCACUGGCGCCAUUAUAGUGAUGAACAAGCAGACGGACAUUAUCAAGGCAAUCGCACGACUCGCAGCCUUCUACGAGCAUGAAAGCUGUGGUCAGUGUACACCCUGUCGCGAGGGUUUACAUUGGGUUAAUAUGAUCAUGCAACGUUUUGUCACAGGACAGGCCAAACCCAGUGAGAUUGAUAUGCUAUGGGAAAUCACCAAACAAAUUGAGGGUCAUACUAUCUGCGCUCUGGGCGAUGGUGCCUCAUGGCCACCACAGGGUCUUAUACGCCACUUUCGCCCACUAAUCGAGGAGCGUAUGAAGGAACGUGAAGCUUGCGAUAAGGCUGAAGCUGCCGCCGCCGCUGCCUCCGUUUCCUAGUUAUUGUCACUUUACAUUAUAUAUUUAUUUCUGA
Messenger RNA from Drosophila willistoni, 1859 nucleotides. It is a transcript of the gene ND-51L1, whose product is annotated as NADH dehydrogenase [ubiquinone] flavoprotein 1, mitochondrial. Gene Ontology annotation, molecular function: FMN binding; 4 iron, 4 sulfur cluster binding; NAD binding. Gene Ontology annotation, biological process: mitochondrial electron transport, NADH to ubiquinone. The record is from RefSeq and is a predicted model, not a curated record. Lineage: Eukaryota; Metazoa; Arthropoda; Insecta; Diptera; Drosophilidae. Bases 80 to 1825 code for a protein of 581 amino acids. The transcript has a single exon.